AUGCAACAUAAUACCAUAUAAUGAAUUAUUUAAAAAAUCUGAAAUGUUACAUUUCGCGUGUGUUCGACCUCGUGUUUUGAGAAGUCGAACGGAGAUCAGCCUGAAGAGAAAGGCGAGCAAAAAUCGGGGCUCCAUGCUGGCUGCCACGGCGAACUGCUAAGCGGCACGCAAGCAGGCAGUCAGACGUUCGGAGCAGACAACAUGGCGCCGAGAGCGUCGUCGUCACGCCGGCGUGACGUUUCCCGCGCGCGUCAUUAACGGAAGUGAGCCCACAAAAUGGCGGAGUUUUACGGCGCUGAGGUGUGAAAGGGAAGAGAGAAAGGAGAGGACGGGGAGGAUGUCUAUGCCUGCAGGCAGUUAGGUAGGCGAUCGAGGCAGAAUGACGAGAGAUCCUGUAGAAAGAGAGGAGGUUAGGUCGGUGGCAUAGAGAAAGAAGAAUGACUGGUAGCCGCCUUCGGCGGUAGACUAGCGUGCUGUACGAAUGGAGCAACGAUGUGUCGAGGGGGCGCCCAUUGGAUAGAAAGAAGGAAAGCGACGAAAGCGAUACGUUGAACGAAGAUAGCGCUAAGCGAAGUGACGAGCGAGUGGGGGUACAUAGAGGAGAGGCCGGGAGUGCGAGGAAAGAGGCUCGAGCGAACGAGAGAGAAAGAGAUGGCGAUUCAGCGGAGGGGAAAGACCAGUGAGAAGCAGCGGCAGACUCGCCGGUGGGGAUGAAAUUAGUUACGGCAUCCAAGACCUAAAAGGAACUUCGGCGCCGCACGGUCAGAUCGCAUCGUGCAAUGUUAAGCGUUAAGGUAGCCUCGUGCGUUAUUGACAGUGCCGGUUUCGAAAUUCGUAGUAGCUGUUAACUGCAUCGUUGUACUUGGACUUGUGGUCAACGUGACAGCCAUUGCUACAGGUGCGAAAAAGUUAUGUGUGUAAUAUUUGAAACGGAAACUCUAUAACGUGAGUGAAAUGCUCAGUGAAGAACUCAGUGAAAAUGAUUCACUCGAAGCAUCAGUUAGUUACACCAACGAUAAUGCCAAAAUCAGCUCAACAACAACACCAGCAGCAGAAUAUACGAAAAUCUGUGGGCGCUAUAGGUACUAGACGUAUCUUUACAACAGGCUUUAAGAUCCAAGUUUUGGAUUCCUAUAGGCAUGACAAGGAUUGUCGGCAAAAUCAGCGUGCUACUGCAAGGAAGUAUAAUAUUCAUCGUCGUCAGAUACAAAAAUGGUUGCAAUGUGAAGAGCAGCUCCGAAGCAGCGUUGAAAAUGGGAAUACAGGGACCGUCUCAUCGACAACUGUUUCCCCUGCGAGUGUUUCUAAAUCGGAUAGUACUGUGACGGAAGCCACAGGGAAUACCGUGACUCCAGCAAGGUAUAGCGUGACGCCGGCCUUGAACCUCAACCUCGACAGACAGCACGGCGACGAGCUGACUACACAGCAAGGGCCCCCACCUUCUCAUCCUCCGCAUGGUAGUGCACCCUCCUCGCCCCAAUUUAGUCUUCAGACUACUACUGCCGGCACGGUUUUGCCCUUAUGUUUAACAUCUGUGAAUUAUCAAGAAUAUUCAUCAGAACAACGUCUUCGCUUAUACGAGGAACUCGAUGACAGAGUUCAUGUAUCAAAGACUCAUGGAUACUCGGACACGCAAGUGGAUCAGGACCGUAGUUAUUACGUAUUGAAUAAAGACGGACAGCGAGAUGCAGAAGCAGCUUCAACGUUCAGUGGCAGAAAUGAGGUAAAGGUAUAUCAAACUUUAACGAGUUACCAUUCACCACAUCAGGAGCCUCAAUACAACGUGAACGAUAUCAAUAAUAGCACGCGUAAUCAUUCGCCGAAUCAUCAUCCGCAGCAACGAGAACAGAAUUAUGGGAACGUCGAUUCAUUCGACGGGAGAUCGUACAGCCUGCUGCUAGCGCCGUCGAUGAUAAAGACAGAGCCAGCGAGUCCAGACACAACGGCGACGUCAGGGCCGUACGAAUCGACGGGCUCUCCCGAUGGCCUACGGGCCCCACUCUCGCCGGUAUCGUAUCGAAGUGCCGAUAGCGGUGGCUCCUCGUCGUCCGUUCACUUUGUUGAUUCUUCACGAGCUCCUGCGAACGCGUACUUGCACGUGCACGCGCAUGAGCACGCACACACGUGCCCGCCACUGGAUUCCGAGAAGCCGAUCCCAUCGCUUCUGCAUAAGCAGGAGAGAAAAUCAGAAGAGACAACGCAGCAUAUCGAAGAGAAGAGGGAGGAAGAAAUACAGGAGAAGACAGAAUGUUGCAGGACAUUGAUCAAAGAAGAAGUGCACUUGGAUGAGGAAGACGCAAGUGCACUUGAUGAAAGGGAAGAAGCAAUUGCAUCUUCGUGCGUCGAUUAUCAACGACCACCUGUUGGCGAGACGUCACCAGAUCAAUUCAGGACCAAUUCAGGAUCGGUAAGCCCUGCGUACGAUUGCAAUGGUUACUCUUUACCUUCGAGUCCUCCUGAUUCUGCCGGAAGAUCCAGGAAUAACUGGUCGGACAGUGAGGUGGACCCUCUCAUUCCUUCCAACAGUUUAAAUUCGUCCGGCAAUUUUACUCGCAGGCGAUCGUUUCCCCUGCGUUUUAAACUCAACGUCCUUAAUGCUUUCCAUCGAGAUGAGGAAGUAAAAGAAAAUCAACGAGCUACCGCAAGAAAAUUUAACAUAAAUCGUCGUCAAGUACAGAAAUGGUUGGAACAAGAGGAGGAUAUCAGAAAAGAAGUCAAACUUCGAGGAAAUUCGCUGGACUCCAUUCAGGAUGUCACUUCCGGUGAUUCACCGUUGGAUCUGACGACGACAAGUUCCGCUUCGUUACGACAAGUUUCGAAUUUUUCGGAUGUUUCAUCGUCGUUUGAUCGACCUGGGACGGAACAUGAGCAAUUGCCGUCGCAUUUUAGCUGUGAUGUUGGUUUUAUUUCUUCUCAGCAUCCCUUAAAUUAUCGACACUGUACUGGAAUGGAAUCAUCUUCUGAGGUAGAAUACGUAGCGCCUUGCAGCCUAUCUUGCUCUGCAGACAGUCAUACUACAAUGUCGACAUUUUCUUAUCAAGAAUUACCUAUAAGAGAAUCAUGUUACACAGAGCCUUCGAUUAAAACGUAUUCUUCCUCAAGAGCAAAUUCCGUGAUUUCUAACUUUUCUGAAGGAUGUGAGCAAAGAUUUUCACCUUUGAAGAGACAUCAUUGUAUACUUUCUUGCUGCUACGACAUGAUACCAUCGCCGAAGAGAUUCUGCGAAAGAUCUUCGGAUGUGGACGACUCCUACGAUAUACCUUCUCAAGAUGAGCCUCUUUGCCUCGUAAAGCCGAAGUUGGCACAGGAACUCGCGCGAACGGAAUUAAUUACGAAAUCAAUCAGUACCGUAUCGACUUCGAAUAAUCCUGAUGCCAUCACUUUCAAGCCUUACUUAGAUAAUCCCGUGAGUAAACCCAUAAAGAAAUGCGCCGUUCAACGUUUAUCUCCUGUCAAUAGUCAUAAUAUCAACAAUAACAUUGAUAGUAAUUGUCAGAUAAUUUGUAAUUUCAACGAGGAUCAAAAUCGCGAUUAUGAUUUUGAGCUUAAUUUGCGAGUGCCUUGGAGACCCGAUUUAGAUGUGUAUAGAACUGUAGGAUUCCCGCAGAAGAGUACGUUUGUCAGCGUGUCCUCAUACUAUAUGUAGUUUCCAUUUCGAAUCCCUAUUGAGUAAAUUGACAACAGAAAAUCGUUAGAUGUUCAUUCAGAACAACCGUCGACUGUGUUUAUAUUUCUUUCGUUUCGUUCCAUAUAGACACAUUUUUUUAAACGUAAGAAAAAAACACGAUACAAUCAUAUUGCAUUACAUUCAAUUAACUUGAGGGUGUAAAAAUUCGACUUGCAGGUUUUUCGGGUUAGAACGUAUUGACGAAAGAUCGAUUCGUGCGUGAUUUACUACACGUAGUAGACCACGUAAGCACUUAUCGUUUCCACAGAUCGUCGGUACUGCGGUAUACAUCGCGAUAAAGUUUUAAUCGGCCAUUGGACGACCCGAGGCGUGGAAGGAGAUUAUAUAUGGUCGCGUCCUCGACUGGCGUCUUCUUCUAAUUUCAUCAGACCUGCUCGACUUUUUACCCCUCCAUCAUUCGCUCGCUCCUCUCGAAAAAUUGUGCAGAUAUCCUAACAGAUCUUUUUCCACCGCUUUAUCGUCGAGAUUAGAGACCGGUGGUUAUCGGCUAGGCCGUUUAGAGGUCGAAUUCGUUUGCUAUAAUUAUAGGAUUAUAUCAGAGAACGCAAACAUUGCGUCGCAUCGAGAGAAGGUUCGCGGAAAGAAAUGUUUGAACCAAAGUACCAUGAAAUGUAAUAAAUCUGUUCUUUUAGCAUGAUGUAGUAAGUAAAAAAAAAAGGCAAUGCUAUAUACAAGAAAUAUUUUUAGUAUUUGUUAAAAAUUUUUAGUUUGGUCUUUUUUUUACAACAAAAUAUUGCAUAUUGCCUAUUAAGGGAUGCAGACAAGUACAAUUUUUAAGUCAUGUUUCUUUAAAUGUGUCUAUUUUCUACGGAAAGUUAUCUGCCGACGGGCGUUGAUCGCAUGAUUUCUUGGUAGCACGCCACCCAUAGCUUUCCGCGAACUGGUCGCACGAUCGCAUUUAUCACCCGGUCGUGUACAUGUAUUCGAUCUGCAGAAAUCACUUAAUUGCUCAAACAAUCAUUUCUUCCAUGUGCGCACAUAUCACACACGCGUACCAUAUUAUUAUACGAUAAAACUUUGUCACAUCCCUUCUCAUUAUUUGAUAGUUGUUCUUUCUUGCUUUCGUAUUUUCAUUGUUCUCUCUUAAAUUGUCUAUCUGUAAAUAUGUAAAUAUGUAAAUAUCAAGAGAAACAGAUAAAAUGCGACAUUAAAUUUCUACUGGAUAUUCAUGUGUUCAGUGGAUAGAUAUAUUAUAAUAUAUGUAUUAUAAUGUUAUUUUAAAGCGUUUAGAGUUUAAUUGAUUCUUUCAUUUGGAAGAAAUAAUCUAUUUUUGUAUGACUCCAAUUCUGAAAAAAAA
Monomorium pharaonis (pharaoh ant) is the source of this 4985-nucleotide messenger RNA. RefSeq lists its product as uncharacterized. NCBI's taxonomy places the organism in Eukaryota, Metazoa, Arthropoda, Insecta, Hymenoptera, Formicidae. Bases 980 to 3646 code for a protein of 888 amino acids. The transcript has a single exon. The record is from RefSeq and is a predicted model, not a curated record.